AUGGAAUGCAGUGAUAAAAUCUAUACAUUAUAUAAAUCAGUUUUUAAUAAUAUAUUUUUAUUAAAAAAAAUAUUUAAAAUCGUUAGAGGUAUAAAUCGACAAAUUACCAAUAGUAAUAUUAAAAAUAAGAGUUAUACACAAAGAUUAAGAUUUGAUGAAGCAACAUUUUGUUGGAUGAUAAAAAAUAAUUUUUUUGAACUAUUAUAUGAUAAAGUUAAAAUUGGUAUAGAAUUUGAAGAGAAUGAAAUUGAAGAAAAUGAAUUAAAACUUUUUAUUCAACAUUUAAUAAAUAAAAAUAAUAAUAAUAAUAAUAAUAAUAAUAAUAAUAAUAAUAAUAAUAAUAAUAAUAAUAAUAAUAAUAAUAAUAUUUUAAAUAAAUUUUAUCAAAAGAAUAAAAAACAAAUAAAAGCACUUUUUUUAAAGAAUGGUGAAAAUAAAUUAUUUUCAUUCUCUAUAAGUACAAAUAAUUUAGAAUUUGUUAAAAUAAUUCAUAAAGAUAUUAUUAUUAAUCAAGAAAUAGUUGAAGAUAGUUCAAUAUUAUUAGAUUUAGCAUUCAAAUGCGGUAAUUUGGAUAUUAUAAAAUAUAUUAAUAAUGAAAUUGUUAAAAAUAAAAAAAAUUAUUUAAAUAAAAAAAAUUUACAACAAGAGUUACUAUUAAUUUCAAAUGUAUUAGAAUUACCAAAUAGAAAUGAAGUAUUAAGUUAUUUAUUAGAUGAAUUAAAAUUAUCACCAAAAUCAAAAAAACUUAAUGAUAAUAAUAAUUAUAAAUUAAUACUUUUAGAGUUUAAUCUAUUUAAAAGGUUAUAUAAUAUGGGUUGGGUUGAAUCUUUAUUAGAUAGAUUUAAACAAAAUUCAGUAACAAAUAAAUUUAGUUCAAUAACUGUCAAUUGUUCUCAGUUUAUAACCUAUAAUCACCAUAAUAAUCAAUUAAUAACAUUUAAUACCUUUUUAAAUCAUUUACAAAAUGGAUUAUACCUUUUAUCACAAAUCCAAAAAUCAGAUUCACUUUACUAUUCUGAAACUUUAAAUAAAAUAAAUAAUCUUAUUAAUAAUAAUUUAAAUAAUAAUAAUAAUUUUAUAUUUGAAAGAGAAAUAAAAAGAAUAUUUUUAUUUGAAUUUUUAAAAAAAGUUAAAGAUAUGGUAUUAUUAACAAAUGAAGAUUGGGUAAAAUUAAUUUUAAAUUUUAUUUGUCAAUAUGGUGAUUAUAAUUAUUUAUUUGAAGAAAUAAACAGUCAAUGGAUAAAUAAUGAUGUAACUAGUUCAAUGAUUAUUGAUGUAUCAAUGAAAUAUGCAGAUUCCCAAAUAAUUGAUAGAAUAAAGGAUUUAUUUAAAGAGGGUUAUCAUUUUGAUCAUAGUAGAGGAUUAGCUAUAUCUCAUUUAAUAAAAUUACCACAAGAUCUAUUUUUCAACCCAAAAACCACUCCAAUAUCAAAGCAAUUAAAUUUUUUAGAUGUUUUAUUUAAGUAUAAUACAAAUAUUAAAGAAACAAUUUUUAAACAUAUAAUAAACAAUAAUACACAAGAUAAACUAAAGACAAAUGGUGAUGGAGACGGUGGUGAUAGUGAUAGUGGUGACGAUAAUGAAAAUUUCAAAAAAAUUGCAUUAAUAAUAAAAUCUUAUUAUUUUUCAAAUAUUUCAACAAAACCAGAAUAUUUAAAUGGUAAUUUAUUAGUUGGUAAUGAAAAUAUUUUUAAAUAUUUUUAUGAAAAUAAUAGAGAUCUUUUUAUAUGGGAUCAUGAAUCAAUUAGUAAAUUAAUUAUAAAAUCAAAUAAUUUAAAUUUUAUAGAAUAUAUUCACGAUAAUAAUAUUGGAGGAAUUAAUAAACAAACAUCAAUUAAUCAUAGUGAAACUAUUCAAGUUGCAAAGUUUAUGUAUGAAAAACUUGGUUAUAGAUUUAGUGGUUCAUUAAAUAAUAUCUCUGAAUUAAAUGAAUGGGAAUCUGGUUAUUUAUUUUAUUAUUCCAUUCAAAAAUUAAUUGAAUAUAAUAAUUCUUUAGAAGAAUCAAAACCAAAAAUUGAAAUUUCAAUUGGUUUGGAUAUUUAUAGGAAUUUUAAACAACGUAAAUUUAUUUAUAAUCUAUAUAGAAAUGGUUUAAUAACAAAUAACACUUUGGUAGGAUUUCAAUCUGAAAUAAAAUUAAUUAGUCUUUUCAAUCCAAUUAAUGAUAUCAAUCAUGUAAUUAGUACAGGUAAUUGUAAAUAUAUUAAAGAUUUUAUUAAAAGUCAACCAACACAUUCAUUAGGAUAUUUACACAACAAAACAACUUUUUCAAAUUUACAAUUAAAAAAUAAAAGAAAUAAAUCAAUAACUUUUAUUAAUAAUGAAAUAAUUAAAUUUUUUAAUAGUUAA
Molecule: messenger RNA, 2349 nt
Organism: Dictyostelium discoideum AX4
Lineage: Eukaryota; Evosea; Eumycetozoa; Dictyosteliales; Dictyosteliaceae
Exons: 1
Coding region: 1-2349 (782 amino acids)
Source: RefSeq, a predicted model, not a curated record